Molecule: messenger RNA, 2397 nt
Organism: Suillus subalutaceus
Lineage: Eukaryota; Fungi; Basidiomycota; Agaricomycetes; Boletales; Suillaceae
Product: kinase-like domain-containing protein
Exons: 12
Coding region: 205-2397 (730 amino acids)
Biological process (GO): protein phosphorylation
Molecular function (GO): ATP binding; GTP binding; protein kinase activity
Source: RefSeq, a predicted model, not a curated record
AACGAGAACUUUUAUUAGAAUUGAGCAGCCCCGGUUGAAGUUACCGUACUAUUGAACUCGAAGUUCGGAUCCCGGGAAGGAAGUUCAGAAAUUUGCGACAAACCCGAAUUUAAAUAUAGACGCCCAUCAUCGAUGGUGCCCAUCCACAUUCUUUGACUGUUUGUCACUCACGAGGCUAGUUGGGUAAACACGAGGAACUACGAUAUGGGGGUGGAGGACUUGCCAGACGAUCUAACACCCUUUAUUACUCGAACAACUCAGGACCACAUAAGCGGAGGUGCAUUUGGCGAUGUCUGGAAAUGCAAUUACAAUACAGAUGGUAUUUCAGCCGUUCAAGUUGUUGCGGUCAAGGCUUUCAGGUAUCCAGAGCAAGAUUAUGAUUCAGAGAAGAUCAUCCGGAAAAUCAGCCGAGAAAUUGGCAUUUUGAAGAUUCUACGCCAUAACAACAUCGUACCGCUGCUGGGUACAGCGACAGGAUUUGGACGGAGGCCAGAGUUGCGCAGUUUAGUAACUCCGUGGAUUCCCAAUGGCACGUUGAAUGCCUACCUGGCAUCUAAUCACAACGAUCUAACAGCGCUGGACCGUUCACGUAUGCUGGAAGAUGUCAGCGCUGGACUGCAGUACUUGCACUCAGUGUCUAUCAUGCACGGUGAUAUAACAGGGGCGAAUAUACUGAUUGACGAGGGAGGCCAUGCAAGGCUAAUCGAUUUUGGUCUUUCCACCAUUGUGCGACCCCUUCUGGGCCAGUCACACUUGGCUGCGACAUCUAUACGCCCAGGUGCAAUUUGUUAUGCGGCACCAGAACUUCUAUCAGACGAGGUCGGUGACCUACCUUCGGAAAAAACUGAUAUAUACUCUUUUGGUUGUGUGAUGCUUCAAAUUCUCUCGGGUCAGCACCCUUGGUCUGAGAUCAAGUCUCCGAAGGCAGAAUGGUGUAUUUGGAAUUUAAUAACCCGAGGUCGUAGCCCGCAGCGCCCCGAUGGCCACCCUGCAAUAACGGACUCAGAUUGGGAUAUCAUUCAAAAAUGUCUGCAAUGCAGAUUUGAACUUCGACCUUCAGCCGAUGAAGUACUCGACUUUGUCAUGCGUAGGCGUUCCUCAUCAGAUUCUUCCAGCCCAUUUGAUGAUUCUCCCGGUGAUGCGCAGGAUGGCUUCCCUGGAGCUUCCCCGCACGAUGAUUCCGACGAUUCUGACAUAACAGAAGACCCAUCCAACAGUUCACCGCCCCACCCUGAUCAGGAGCUGACGAAUGCAAUCAUAGACCCUCGAGCUCGGAGAUCUUCUUCUUGUUCGUCACUCCCGGUAACGGCGUUCGACACUGCUUGUUCAUCACCCCGGAGUCUUAGCACUGAUUCUCGUUCAUCACUUAACGCUGGUUCUUGGCCACCGCUCCCGAGUAUCGGAACUGAUCCUGCAAGAACGUCAGACACCGGUUCUCGAGUAAUUCGAUCGACCGGCAUCUCGGGACAUGAACGUAGACAAUCAACACUACCACCACCACCAUCACCUCCAAAUGUGAGCAACUGCUACCUUUCACAUCAUAUACCAGUUACAAAUAGGAUCAUUCUGGGGCAAUUGCCAUUGCACGGCACAGCGCGGAAUUACACAGAGAUGGCGCCAGGGUUGACUCGGAACAUCGUUAUCUUUGGAGAAACAGGAGCGGGUAAGAGCGCCGUCAUCAACUUGCUGGCGGGCCAACAGAUUGCGCACAUAUCGCCCGACUCUCAUCGCUGCACUCUGCAUUGGACGGAGUACCCGAUAAACUUCGAAAAUGGGUCUCGAUACAAGGUGUUUGAUACGGUCGGCCUCGAUGAGCCCCGUAUACAAACCCAAGACUACCUUACUGCAAUUUCAAACGCAUAUGGCCUCAUCAACACCUUGAAAGAACGUGGAGGUAUCGACCUCUUGCUCUUCUGUAUACGCGGAGGUAGAGUCACAAGAACCAUGCAGAGCAACUAUAGGUUGUUCUUCGAAUUUCUCUGCGAGGAAAAAGUCCCGCUCGUGCUAGUCGUCACAAACCUCGAAAGAGAGAUAAACAUGGAAGAUUGGUACACGCGGAAUGCGGGCCACUUGGAGAAGCACAACAUCAGGUCCGCGGGACACGCAUGCAUAACCGCGGCGAAUCUUCUCGACGGGAGACAUAGAGACAAGUAUGAGGAGUCACGUGGAAUACUUUGUAGAGUGGUUGAGGCUCAUUGCAAUGCAUCCAUGGAAGGGUGGACUGGCGGACAAGGAUGGCUUGGUUGGUUCAUUGGCAAGCUCGGCAAGCUUGUGGAAUCUGUCGUUGGACGUCCCAAAAAGACGGAUAUCAUUAGGAUUCUCACAAAACGAUGUGGAAUGACCAAGGAGGUGGCUCGGGAGGUAGCGCUGCAUAUUAGAGACGAAGUUCAAUCGUAG